AUGCUGGGGCUGGGGGCUGGCUGCGGGCUGGCUCCAGAGAAGGCUGCCUUUCUCAAGGAGAGCUCAGGAAGCCCGCUAGAAUGGACAGCCCAGGAGGGAAUCCAAGAUGGGGAUAGCAGGAAGGUGCCAGCCCGACAGGGCAUAGUCUGGAGGAAUGUCAUCCUGAUGACCCUGCUCCACUUUGGGGCCCUGUAUUCUCUCACCCUCAUUCCUAAGGCCCAGCUGCUCACUCUGCUCUGGGCAUACCUCUGUUUCCUCCUGACAGCUCUGGGGGUGACGGCCGGUGCGCAUCGUUUGUGGAGCCACAGAUCCUACAAAGCCAAGCUGCCUUUAAGGAUUUUCUUGGCUGCCGCCAACUCCAUGGCUUUCCAGAAUGACAUCUUUGAGUGGUCGCGGGACCAUCGAGUGCAUCACAAAUACUCAGAAACGGAUGCUGACCCCCACAAUGCACAGCGGGGCUUUUUCUUUUCCCAUAUUGGAUGGUUAUUUGUUCGGAAACACCGAGAUGUCAUCGAGAAAGGGAGGAAGCUAGAUCUCACCGACCUCCUGGCUGACCCAGUUGUCCGACUUCAAAGAAAGUACUAUAAGACCACUGUGUUGCUCAUGUGCUUUGCUGUACCCACAUUGGUGCCCUGGUAUGCCUGGGGAGAGAGUCUAUGGAACUCCUAUUUCCUGGCCUUCAUCCUCCGUUACACCAUCUCCCUCAAUGUUACCUGGUUGGUCAACAGUGCUGCCCAUAUGUAUGGUAACCGGCCCUAUGACAAGCACAUCAGCCCCCGGGAGAACCCAUUUGUCACUUUGGGUGCAAUUGGUGAAGGCUUCCAUAAUUACCACCACACCUUCCCAUUCGAUUAUUCUGCCAGUGAAUUUGGCUUAAAAUUCAACCCGACCACAUGGUUCAUUGACUUCAUGUCCUGGUUAGGGCUGGCCACUGAUCUUAAACGGGUUCCCAAGCAGAUGAUCCAAUCCCGUAAAGAGAGGACUGGGGAUGGCAGUGCUUGACUAUUUGACCUUUUAUCCAAAAUUUAUGCUGUUUACUUAUUGGUUUUUUUGCUUUGAGCAAUGCAGUCUUGAUGUUCAUUUUGUUGGGGGUGGGGGGAAUCUGUUGUGGUUUUGUUUUGGGGUGAUUUGUUUUAAGAAUCAGCUUGUCUAAUGUCUCAAAUCAAACUCCUAAUUGAAAUGUAAGAGGAAAAGUCAGCAUAGAUGUUAUUUAAUGUUAGUGUUCCAAGAUGUAGGAUAUGGAAUAGUCUUUAUAGUUACAUGUCAAAUGUACAGUCACAAACUUAUACGUGGUCUUGACCCUGACUGGAUGAAGGAAUUAAAUAGUCUUUCUAAGUUAUGGCUUGAAAUUUUUUUUAGUAACUAAUCAAACAUGGCUUUUGAGAUAUACUACAUGAAGAAUCCAGUAGACGGAGUGAGAAAACAAACAAAAGAGGGAAAUUUAAGUAUGCUUCUUAAGAAAGUGUAUUCAAGGGCUGGGAUUGUUUUGUUUUCUUCUAGGAAAGAGAAAAGUUGACUUAAAAUAAUAUAGAAGAGAAAAAGGGAAAUGCCUCUCUUAUUUUUUACCUUGUUACUAAGCUUACUGAUACUUCAGUUUUUUUGCUAAUUUUGUUUUCUGCUCUGCAAACUUUGUGUUUAAAGUUAUACACCCAGCUGGUCCUGUAAAUUGUGGCUUGCUUAAAUACUUCAUCUCUUCUCAUAGUGUUACGGUCUGGACCUGUGAUUCAUCUCUCCUCGUAGGGUUAUGGUCUGGACCUAUGAUUUUAUUUGUAUGGGAACUUCCCAGAUGAGGAAACUCCCUCUACUGAUGUAGCUUGACUCCUUCUCUGCAAUUUGCAGUCUUAGAGAGUUACCCAGAGCACUCAGAGAAUAAGUGACUCACCCAGAGUCACGCAGCCAGGAUGGGACAAAGGUAGGACUUUAACCCAGGUCUUCCUAGCUUCGAGGCUAGCAUUCUCUCCACUACUCCAGCCUGCCUUUUGUCUAUCUUCAUAGCCAGUGUCAUUUGUAAAGGAGUCUAGUGCAAAUAUGCCUGGUGCCAAACAAAGCUCUCAUUUACAAGUUGACAGAGCUGGUUUCUAGUGUCAUCAAUCACUGUCACUGGUGCAUGGGUAUUUCAGCUACUCUCUCAAAUAAGUCCAUUAAUUUUCCACAUCAGGCAGUCAGAUCAUAAUUAACUGGCGUUUAUCUAGAAUUCAGUGUCUACUAACAUUUAAGUGCAUGCAGCAUUCAUUAAGUUAGCAUCAAAAUAGAAAAUGAUGAUUACACAAUGAGCUUCUAAAUUUUUUUUAAUGUGUGUCAAGUUGCCUGGUAGGGAGCAUGUUGAAUUAAUGGAGCAUAGUGCCCGUGGCGUUCCGUGUUAGUCAGCACAAGAGAAAAGCGUUACAUUGUUGGCAUUUGGAGCACUUUGAAGACAACUAAUUUUAGGAAAGAUGUAGGAUUUUAAAUUGAAAAUUUUUUAAAGAAAUGAUUCCAAUAUGAAAUUGUCCUCAUAAUGUACCUGAUACAGAGGGUAUU
Molecule: messenger RNA, 2517 nt
Organism: Vombatus ursinus (common wombat)
Lineage: Eukaryota; Metazoa; Chordata; Mammalia; Diprotodontia; Vombatidae
Gene: SCD5
Product: stearoyl-CoA desaturase 5
Exons: 5
Coding region: 1-1002 (333 amino acids)
Biological process (GO): lipid metabolic process
Molecular function (GO): oxidoreductase activity, acting on paired donors, with oxidation of a pair of donors resulting in the reduction of molecular oxygen to two molecules of water
Source: RefSeq, a predicted model, not a curated record